AUGAAUACCCCUAACCAGAACCAUAUAUCGUAUGAGGGGACCGUGUACACAACGAGUCAUCCCAGCUUGAGCAUAACGGACUUCAAGAUUGAGGAAGAUUGGAACGGCAGACCCGCCAGUGAAUGGUCUGUCUCCAAGAUUGGUUUAUUGCAAUCUAAGAUAGAGAAAUAUACUUAUAAGAUAUACCAUAGUAAUAGAUUUGGGAAACAUAAUCUUUCCAAACUGAUACCGAGACACAAAUUGGUAGAAUUCGCUAACGAAGUGUUCGGGUUUGAUGGAUGGCAUGUUGAUGUUAUAGAGGUCGAUGCCAGUGAGAUGCCACCUUCCAGUGCACAAUUAAAUGUUGAGGAUGAUACUGUAAAACAUACAGUACUGGCCGAGGCACAAGUCAAGAUAACUUUGAAAGACGGGACCAACACUCAGAUGGGUGGAAUAGGGAAAGCUACUAUGAACUCUAAGGGUGAUAGUUUUAGUAAGGCAAGAAAGGAAGCUGUUAAUGAUGCGUUGAAGAAGGCUUUACUAAGUUUUGAAAAAAUAAUAUUAGAAUAUGAAACUAAAGUGGAAAAUAAUUAUUAUGUGGAUGGGUUAUACGUGACAAAGAUAAAACAAGAAAAUACUCAUGUAGAUGACCUCGGAUUUCCCAUAAAAGUUAAAAAGGAACAAAGUUUGAAUUGA
Messenger RNA from Naumovozyma castellii, 675 nucleotides. RefSeq names its product Rad59p (gene RAD59). The transcript has a single exon. Lineage: Eukaryota; Fungi; Ascomycota; Saccharomycetes; Saccharomycetales; Saccharomycetaceae. The record is from RefSeq and is a predicted model, not a curated record. Bases 1 to 675 code for a protein of 224 amino acids.